Messenger RNA from Xenopus laevis (African clawed frog), 7598 nucleotides. It is a transcript of the gene znf229.L, whose product is annotated as zinc finger protein 229 L homeolog. Gene Ontology annotation, biological process: regulation of gene expression; positive regulation of DNA-templated transcription. NCBI's taxonomy places the organism in Eukaryota, Metazoa, Chordata, Amphibia, Anura, Pipidae. The record is from RefSeq and is a predicted model, not a curated record. The coding region runs from base 557 to 2671 and encodes 704 amino acids. Gene Ontology annotation, molecular function: sequence-specific DNA binding. Gene Ontology annotation, cellular component: nucleus; chromosome. The transcript is spliced from 2 exons.
ACUACACAAGUCAUAGCCCUUGUUUAGAGAGUUUUAGUUCAGUAGCUGUGACUGUACCAAUGCGCCUCUGUGUGAGUCUGUCUCUCUGGGAGCAGAGUGAGGGGGCAGGGCCAAAGUUAGAAGUAAGGAGCCCAGGCAUUGCAUGGAGGAGCCCAGGGCCCCAAUCCGUGAGGAAAAGUCAUGGGAAGAGACUGGAGCACAGCAGCUAAUGCAGCUCUCCCAAGAUAAGCUUCGUGGCCGACUCCUGUAUCCAGCAAUUGGGGGCGUUCCUGUCUGCGGACAACAAAGCCUCUUCCCUUCUGCUUUAAGGCCGUGAAAUUAAAGGGAUGGCGAGGCGGCUGGAAUGAGGCUGUGUGUAUGGGGGAUGGGCACAGGCUAAGAUGGCUGAGCUGGGGAUAGUGAGCCUUUCUUCAGUUGGCUGAAAGUUUGCAGGAGCUGCCCUGGCCGGAGUGAAGACCCCAGCGCCGCGGUUUCCUGCUGCUCGGGAAGAACUCCAUCCAUUAAAAGAAGGCAGUAAUGUGUUUUCCUAAGUGCAGUGUGAUAAACAACCCCUUACAUGACCUUUAUUACAAUGUUUAAUACUGCAGACGUUGAUGAAAAAGAUGAUACAUUUGAGACAUGCCUCAAGAACACUAUGGAAUCCACAGAGCCUUUAUCUUAUAGUCCUAAUUGUCCUUUGACAUUAAGCACUUCUGUGCAGAGUCUUCACGACGGCAUGGCCAUGAAGCUGGGAAACAUGCAAAAAAUGGAUGUGCCUGAAAUCCCAACACUAAAAGCUAAGGAGGAAUUUGAAGAAGUAAAAUAUCAUGAAUCUCCUGCCUCUGGAAAGGAACUUAAGUGUGGUCUCUGUUUUGAGACAUUUCAGUAUGUGUCAGAGUUUAUGUUUCAUGAUCAAAUUCAUCGAGCCACUAACCGCUUUGAAUGCCAACUCUGUGGACGGCAGUUUCAAAGCACAUCCAACUUAAAGGACCAUUACAAUGUACACACAGGUGAACGCCCAUACAAGUGUGAAUUGUGUGCCAAAGCUUUUACUCAGUCUUCCUCUUUAUUAACUCAUAAGCGCACUCACACCAUGGAGAACCCCUACAAGUGUGAGGUGUGCGGGAGACUCUUUAGAGACGCCUCCAAUUUUGUAAAGCAUCAGCGUCUUCAUAGCCAAGCACAGCAGUUGGGCAGGCAAGCCCAUGCAGCAAGCCAAAUCAUUUCAGAAAAACCCUAUCAAUGUUCUUAUUGUGAGAAAUCCUUUAAACGCACUUCAGAUUUAAAGGACCAUGAGCGUGUCCACACUGGGGAACGGCCAUAUCAAUGUAGGAUAUGCCAGAAAUGUUUCACUCAGUCUUCUGUGCUAACUGGACACAUGCGUAUUCAUACAGGAGAGAGGCCAUUUCACUGUGAGAUCUGUGGCAAGACCUUUAACAAUUCUUCCAACUUUAAAAAACACCAGCGAACACAUUCUGUGCAAGAUAUGUUGGCAAAUGUCUCGAGAGAUGCUAGAUACUCUCAUUAUAAGCAACCUUUGCGGAGUAAGAAUGGUAUUGGCCAUUCUGAGGAUAUAAAUGCUAUCUCUUAUGGUAAAGAAAUAAGUGUAAACCAUCCCAGAACACUUCCAAAGAUAAAUCUGUAUGAAGAAGACUGCAAAAUUGUUUUAGAAAAAAAUACCUCUCAGGGAAAUGGUGACGUGAUCCAUGACCUGGAUGGGCUAUCCUCUCCAUGUGCUGGGGUGACAGAUCUUACAAAACACACAGAUGAGAAUAUUCCUGACGCUAAAGACACUGGGUCAAAGGUUAUUUUUCACAGUGACGAGGUAAUAGCCAUUGAUGAUACUGAUGAUAAAGAGGACUUGGGUGCAGAAUCCGAAACCAAAGAGGUCGGCCCUAAAAUUAACUUUGAAAACCUGAUCUUGCCAAAAUUGGCAAGGUCAGUAGGACCUGGAUACAAAAUCACCACCCCAUAUUGGGCUAACUUUAUAAAACAAAGUUCUAACCAUAAAAUGGACUUAAAUCCACAGAUUAUUGGGGACGAUCUUUCAAAAACGUCUCUCCAGUCUCAGGACGAGGAUCUCAAGGAAGCUAGAAAUGAAGACGGGUCAACAUUUGACCUUUCUAAAGACUUGCAAGUAUGUCAACCUGAGAAACAGAGCUCAGGGAUGGAAGAACAGCAAGAAAGUGAAGUAAUUAGUGACAUUAGUAGUACAUCAGACUUGGGGGAAUCUGAAAACCUGUUCAUCGAAAGGACCAUGGAAUGUUGGAAUCAAAGUAUAGAUGGCACAAUGGGUGAUCAGGAUGAUGAUGACGACAAUGAUCUUCUGUUUAUUGAGAUGGAGUCCAAGCCGUACAUCUGCUUUGUGUGUUCAAAGCGUUUUAAAAGGGCAACAGACUUAAAGGAACACCUGCGUGUCCAUACAGGUGAAAGGCCAUUUGUUUGCCAGGUUUGUGGCAAAGGUUUCACACAGUCCUCUGCCCUUUCCAGUCAUCAGAGAAUCCAUACUGGUGAGAAGCCUUUUCAGUGUGAAAUUUGUUACAAAAGAUUCAACAACUCCUCCAACUUCUCUAAACACAAGCGAGUGCACACAGGAGAGCGCCCACAUAACUGCCCUGUGUGUGGCAAAAGUUUUCAGGAAAAGCGGAGGGUAAAGCGGCACUUGAAAGCUGUUCACCAGAUUCAGGAGUAAAGGGAAUUCCUGCUGUUUACACCUGUUUGGAUCAUCAGAGGAAUGUCUUUAAAGAAAAAUGAUUUUUAAUGAAUGUUCUGUUACAAUACUAGAAUUCUAAGACAAGGUAUCCAUCAAGAAUGUCAUAGUAUAUGGUUCAGAUGGCUGUAGGUAUGCAUCUGUAAAUUCUAAGGUCAGAUCCGAUUUUAACAUAUUUAACCUGACAAUUUUGCUAAAAAGCAAGAAAAUGGGAACAAGGAACUGCCCCACGAUAUGUAAUGUCUAUGAUUUUAAUCAUAAUAAGCUAAAUUGGCCUUAACCUAGGCUCCCCCAAAAAAACUGGCUAAGUACCACUUCAGACCUGCAGUAUUACAAGCAAUUAUCAAAGGGCCAUAAACAUUUUAUAUUGCUCUUUUGUUUCCAUGACCCCUUUUUUGUUUUUUCAGUUGCACAUUGUUUUUUUUUAGCUGUCCAGCUGUUUCAGAUGUAUUUAUUUACUAUUUGAUCUCUUAUGUAUCAUUAUCUUCACAACUGUACAGACAGUUUGAGACCACGUCCUUUUGAUUUCAGAUGGUUGCUAAAUACCUACUAUAGGGGUUAGUAGGAAUGGGGUUUAGGGGUUGUCCUACAGUUCAUGAGUAUCCAUGCUUAUUCCUUUAUUUGCCACAGAAAUCUUCCUCCAUCUAACAUACUUCAGUUUUGCUUGCUCCUACUCGACCUUCUUGCAUUUUGUAAAGUGAAAAUAUCUUGACUUAAGAUACACUGUAAAAUAGAAAGACUGUCAUUAAACCAUUUUCAGGGCAAUUAUACAUGACAUUUGUUGCAGCAUUUUGCUUAGUACAGUAUUGUGCUAUACCUUGGCUGAUAUUGAUAUAUGGUAUCUGUCUGCAAACAGAAGGUUUUCUUGGUACUGCUCUGCCCGUGGAAAACAACUUGUGGUUGAUUUAAACGCCCAUGUCUCCAGGUGACAGAAGUUGUGCGAUGUUGACAUUUUUGAACGAGGACAAUUCAGACAAGUAAUAUGACUGUGGAUAGAUAGCCAGUAAAUAAUGAAAUUUUAGAGAAUUCUAAAACCGCCAGCUGAGGCAUAAACUUCUCCAAAGCAUUCAGACGUUACUCAAUGAGAGGGGUAACGUCUGACUGCUUGUUAGUGGGGCAUACCAGUCUGCUAUUAAAACUGAAGGUAUAGAGACCCUUUAGUCUGUAUAAAUGAGAGCCACCUCAGAACCAUUCACUGUUAACCUCUUCCCAUGAGGCAUUUUUUAAAUCCACAAAGUGCAGAAUUUAUAUACGGCAGUGCAAAAUAUGAAUUCCCUGUGGUGCAUACAGUCCUUGCCAUGUGGUCUUUAUACCCAAAGGGUUUUCAGAAGCAGAAGCCUAAAAACUUUUGAACUGUACUUUAGUAUGUUCCCUUAUCACUCAGAAUUACGAAGAAACUGUUUUUAUACCAACUGUCUUGGUAGUCCUUUUCUUGUUCUGAGUUAGCCAUAACAGCCCAUAAAAUACUACCUAUAUUAUAUUGCAUAUCGGUCUCCUGCCUAGCAGUAGCAACCUUCAUACAAGUAGUAGUACUGAGUAGAUUUUAUGUUUUUAAUUGCACUUAACCAGAUCAGAAAUUAGUCUUUGUCUAGUAUUUUUGUGGCUUUUGAAUUCUGCUGUUCUGGUUUUCUAUAUCUGGUUUCUAGAGUCAAAGAACCUGGCCAACAGUACGAGAAUUUUAUUGUUAUUUUGCUUAUAUUUCUGGUGAGGCUCUCCAAUACAUCUUCCAAUCUGUCAGCCACUGCCAAAAUGCUAAUAACCAGAGGUUGAAAUUGCAAGACAGAAAACUGUUAUGCAAAUUUUAAUUCAGAAACGGACCAUCUGCAAAUUUUAAAAACCAUUGAAAUCAGUAUGGGAAGUUUUAUUUGAUGCGUGACAUUUUGUUAGUAACUGAAGGGGGAUCUGAAAGACCCUUUUCUUUUUACUAGUGUGUGUCCAUCAAUAAACACUCAUGCUUUAGCAGCUAUUUAACAAAACUCUCAAAAAUGUAUUUUUUAAACGUGUCUUUCAAAUACAUUUACCGUAAUUAUAUUUUUCCUUAUAGUUCUUUAGAUGCAGCAUAUUCAGCAAAGAUUUUUACUUGAUUUUAGAUAGCCUUGCAUUUUAAAAGUUUGCUAUUUUAUUUAGCAGAUUCUUUAACUAAUAUUUGUGAAUUGCAGUAGAAAAAAGAAAAUUUAAAGUUUAGCAACUCAAACUAUCAAUCUACUUAUGCAAGAAAAAACAUAAAUACAGAUAAUAGAAACAUUUAACAUGUUUAAAAUUCCUGUAAUUCUGAAUGGCUUUGCUUUAAGAAGCCACUGGAUAACUAUGAAAUAUACAAUUGGCAGAUUUAUUAAAGUUCAAAAAGGAAAUUUUUUUUGGCCAAAUGUUGAAGUCAAAAUGUUGCAGAAUAUUUCUCAACUCUUGAAAUUGCUCAAUUAAAAAAAUGAUAAAAAGUAAAAAAAAAAAAAAAAAAAAAAGGUUUAUUCUUGGCUUUGACAAGUCUAGGAAGAGUGAAUUUGAAUUACAAUAAUGUUUUAAAAAUAUUGCUAAGUACCAAAAAAAAUCAAGAAUUGUAGAAGUUUGAGAAAGUUACUUUAAAAAGCUGCAAGUUUUUCAUGGUUUUUAAAAUUUUUAUCAGACAUUUAUUUCAUGUAAAUUUAAGUGUUAACUAAGCUAGCAUAAAUGUUUGAAAAACAUGGGGUUUUUAUAAGGUUCAAAUGUCCUUUGUUUUUGUUUUGUUUUUAGCCCUAAGGCUUUGUGCUCCACAUUACAGAAAGACCUGGGUCCCACACAUUCCUGACAAUAAAUCCCAUAGCUUUAGAAUAAUUUUAUUCAGCACUAAGUUAGAUACAUGCUAUGUUUAUGAAAGAGCAUGUUAUGGCAAGGCAUUUCUGUGGGAGUGGUGCUGGGCAACAAAUGAGUUGUCUUGCAGGACAGGCACUCAAGUAGAAUAAUCGGAGAAGGCGCACAAGAAUUAGACAUGUGUUCAUAUUAGAAUGUUUUGUGUUUUCACAAUGCUACUGCAUUAUAUAGUGUUUUUUUAUUUUAAUUUGCCUGCUUAUUCACUUUUCAGUUACUUCCCAUUUUAAUAGAAACAUCUGAACAUAUUUGUAAUUUUCUUAAAUAAAAAUGUAGAAAACCCUGAAGUCUUGCAUGUAGUUUUACAUCCAGCUCAGAGUACUUGUGACCAUUGGAGCUUGAUUUAUAAAGUGCUUUCUUUGUUUUUUGUGGGCACUGUAAUAAAAAUAGUUUCCUACAGUAAGGGAGGAUUUAUCAAACUUUUUAUCAAACUUCAUGAAAAGUGAGAGAAUUCUUCAAAAAAAACCUCCCAACUACCAAAGGUUACAUUAAAAACUCAGCAAGUCAAAGGGAGUUGUAUCAAACAACUUUAUUUCCCAGUUUAUUAAGACAUUUUGAGAUUUUCAGGGGCAUUGAAAAAUAAAUGGGACAAUGACUGCUGUCGUUAAAAGUUUUUUCUUAAAUAAGCUAGAAUUUUAAAAAAAAUGCAGGUGCAUACGAAAAGUGGCAGUGUUUUUCCUUGAACAAAAAUUGGUAAAUCAAUUUUUUGACUGUCCAAGCGUUCUUAACUGUAUUUGGUACUAAUUAAAGGGACACAACCAAUUUUUUUUUUUCUCUUGACAUUUUUUGGGAAAAAUGUAUUGACCUAAUGGCAGAAACUGUUUUUGCAUUCUUCCAGCUAUAUUUAAUGGGAUUGCACUGUAAAGGAAAGCAAUGUAUGCUUAUUAUUGUAUAGUCUGUGUGACUUCUCUCAAAAUACCCACAAGAGAAGGAGGCUUCCCUAUGCAUGUAUACACAUGCAACUGCUUAUCUUUUGUGUAUUCUGUGUGUUCAUGUUAGGGGAUGCACCGAAUCCACUAUUUGGUAAUCGGCCAAAUCCUUGGUGAAAGAUUCGGCCGAAUCCGGAUUUGCAUAUGCAAAUUAGGGGCAGGAACGGAAACCGUGGAAAAAAAUCUUCUUUUGUGACGAAAAGUCAUGUGAUUUCCCUACCCGCCCCUAAUUUACAUAUGAAUCCUGCUGAAAAUGCAGAAUCCAGAACCGAAUCCUGGAUUCGGUGCAUCCCUAGUUCAUGUGUGCCAGGCAUUCAAGGUAAAUCUGCAUCGGUAAAUUACUUAAUUUUGGGAGGUACAGCUAAGAAACACAGAACUUGCUUUUCCAAUAUACUUCCUGUGCAGAAAUGUCCUGUGAUAAAUGAUAGGAAGGAAAAAAUCUACUAUAUAUAAAAUGAGAAUUUUUUUUUAAAAAAAAGUAAACUAGGAGCAAACAAAGUGUCUGGGCUUUGAAAGGGAUGAAAGCAGGCAAAGCUACAUUAUACUGAGCAUGUGAGUGGUUUAAUACUGGUAACUAUCUGCACUACUUUGUUUACUGUACUAAUGUAUACCAUUUUUGUACUAUGAUUAUUUUUAGAUGAAUAAAGACACUAGUAAGGAUAAAAAGGUCCAGGUCUCUUUGGGAGCCUUUUUGGGGGGCAAUUAAUUGAUCUGGCAAAGUAUGGCCUGGCCAAGUGUGGGGACAUUUCAGUAGCUUUGUUGAAGCUGUUUAGAUCACUGUGCAAUGCUUUUUAUUCAAAUGGAAAGUGUAAUCCUCAGGAACACUUGAAGUGGGCCCAGCAACUAUCAACUUCCUUCACACAAACACAUAUGGAAGGACUGUUUUAAAGGUGGUGUAUAUGGACUACUUUCCAAGUCAAACAUACAUUAGUUAUUUAAUUUUGUGACUGACCAGACUGAUCCCAGUUUCACAAAGCCACCAAGCCCUGAAUUUUAAUCCAGCCUGAAAACAGUGUGGUGCACAGUUAGGCACCAUAAAACUGCCUUUUCUGUGUUUCGCAUGAUGAGGAAUAAAUACGUUUUUGGUUUGGAAGCUUUUUAUCACUAUGGAAAAUAGGAUAAUAAAUACAAUUUCCUAU